This is a messenger RNA of Loa loa (African eye worm), 1415 nucleotides long. RefSeq lists its product as hypothetical. The record is from RefSeq and is a predicted model, not a curated record. The transcript has 4 exons. The coding region runs from base 498 to 1175 and encodes 225 amino acids. Gene Ontology annotation, molecular function: guanosine-3',5'-bis(diphosphate) 3'-diphosphatase activity. NCBI's taxonomy places the organism in Eukaryota, Metazoa, Nematoda, Chromadorea, Rhabditida, Onchocercidae.
UUGCAGAUAUAUGCCGUUUUUUUCCUGUUUAUGCGUUCGAAGCGUUGAAAACGUGCGCUCGUUUUGAAAUGCAUCAUCUAGCGAUGAAUUGAAAAAUUCAUUGUUGUGGAAUUCGUUGCUCGUCUUUGGAUCCUAUCAUUGCUAUUGCAAAAGAUCGUAUUGUUUAUGGUAUCCACGAGAUACCUCAAAAUGGAAUUUGGGAACUUUAAUAUCCAAAAAUUCGACCUGCAAUCAUUAAAAUGUCCCUUACGAAAAUGGAAAAUUGAGACUAGAAAAGGUAGGACAGAAACAGGAGAAGUACGGUAAGGUCAAAACUGUCACGAGUAACGGUAGCUAUACGUCACUUCUAUACAAUUUGUCAAAUGUUUAGGACGUGGUUCUUGAGUUUUAUCGAUCUAGCCCCAAAUUUAAGUAGAAAAUAAAAAUUAGGUCGAUUCUUCUUUAUAUAUCACCUCCAAUUAUUUUUAUUGUUAUUAGUACUUUAACUGCAAUCAAACAUGGCGGAAGGCGGUAAUGGGGAUGAGAAGCAUAUUAUGCCUCCUCCUCCUCCUCCUCCUUAUAAAUCGAUCUAUCCGGGAAUGUUGGAAGAUAUAUCGGACAAGUUCUCUGCGAUGGACGGUAAACCGAAAAUCAACAACGGUUUUACUGAUGGUAUAUCACUCAUUAUCGAAGCUGUAGAUUUAGCUGCUCGGCGUCAUCGUCAACAGCGUCGAAAAGAUGCCGCGCAAACCCCAUAUGUCAACCAUCCCAUCGGUGUCGCGUAUAUUUUGACAAGUGAAGGACAAAUAACCGAUACAACAACAAUCAUUGCUGCUAUACUACAUGAUAUUGUUGAGCAUACAAAAACAACUGAUGAAGAAAUUCGGAAAAUGUUUGGUGACGAGAUAGCAGAUAUCGUUAAAGAAUGCACAAUGGUUAGAAGUAUGAAGCGUGAAGCAAGAAUGAAGUCUGAACUGGAAAAGGCAUCGAAACUGUCGCAUAAAGCAAAACUUGUACAGUUGGCAGAUAAGCUGAAUAACAUUCGCGAUAUCGAGCGCGGUACACCAUUAGGCUGGACAAAGCAGCAUGUAACAGAAUAUAUUAUAUUUGCGAAGGAUUUGCUAUCGAAAAUCAGAGGGAUACAUGGUCCAUUGGAAUCAGCUCUUGAUGAUAUUAUCAAUAAACAUAUCAAGUAAUUUACGUACAUUUAGUUUAUUCGAUUUUCGCACUACUCCUAUCCGAUAUUCAUAAACGUUUCUAUAAUUGCAACACUAUUUAUUCAAGUGUAAUGAGAAAUAAUAAAGUUAUCAUAUUGGUCACUUAACAAGGGUCUUGAUGGAUUUCUUCGGAACUUCCAAAGAAAAUGUUCAGCUGAUGGAAUUCGUAUAGUUACUAAUCCGAUUUAGAUGUGAUGGAAUUUCAUAUCAGAUAUCCUG